Molecule: messenger RNA, 432 nt
Organism: Perkinsus marinus ATCC 50983
Lineage: Eukaryota; Perkinsozoa; Perkinsida; Perkinsidae
Exons: 1
Coding region: 1-432 (143 amino acids)
Source: RefSeq, a predicted model, not a curated record
AUGGAGUUGCUAGUCGUGGUGAUGUUCGGAAUUGUCGUCGCCCCUAUUCCCGAGAAGGCUGACUUUAGUACUACCUACGACAGCAAGCCAAACUUAAGUUGUUUCCAAGUGACAUUCAUUAAAAGCGAUCCUUCCGGGCCCAGAGUGAGUCUCUUCGCCGAGUGCCCCUUAGGAGACGUGAUGGCCCUCCAACUGAAGGUGAUCGAAAAGCCAGAAAAUGUUUUUACCCUGGAUACUACGGAAGCUAAGACCAAGAAGGCGUAUGAGGAAUUCAUCAGUAAAAGUAAAGCAAGAUGUGACGAUGUUGUUGAGAUUAAAAUGGGAGAUAUGUCGAAGAUUACCUACGAACAGUCCCAAGGCCAGUACGAGACUGUGGACGUGUCACUUGGAUCAGAAACAAGACAGCUCAUGCCUGACAAGUGUCCCUAUUAG